CAGUGAACUGUUGGUGUAAAACACUGUGACAAUUUGAUUAAACAAUUACUGAUUAUACAAAUAAAAAUUAAGAAAAUGUGAUUACAGCCUAAUAUUUGCAGUCUUUCCCACGAGUCAGUCACACACGACGCUGUAAUGAUGUCUCUUUUAUAGUCCUCCUUUACUUCUUCCUUACUACAGAGCAAAAACCCUUCAAAUCAUUCAGUCACCAAAUCUCCGUUCUGUUUUCUUGUCUCUCUGCUUUAGUCUUCUUCUGCGUUUGCGUUCAUCUGUUCGUGUCGUCGCCAAAGCCAGUUUCCAGUUCAUUCACAGUCAAGCACCUGUGGUCCCGAGCUCAGGUUUAGAGCAGCAUUUGCAUACAUACAAGCUGUUUUGGUGACAAAUUGGACAGACUCUGAGAUGGGUUCUGGGAAUUUGAUUAAGGCUAUAAUUAGAUUGAAGAGGGGUAAACAAAGGAGCAUCAAGAACGAUAAGGGAUUUGUUAAACCUAAAGCUUCCAAGAAGAAGGGUACUCUUUCUUCAUCACUUACUCGUACCGAGGAUUGGGCUGCAACUCGGAUUCAGACUGCUUUUAAAGCUUAUAAGGCUAGAAAAAUCUUGCGGCGUCUAAAGGGAAUUGCAAGAGCAAAGUUAUCAACUGAGAAGCACUCUGUCAAGAACCAAGCGGUGGUCACCUUAAGGUAUCUUCACUCAUGGAGUAAAAUACAGUCAGAGAUAAAGGCUCGCCGAGUUUGCAUGGUUACCGAAUGGCGACUGAAGAAUAAGAGAUUAGAGCAUCAACAGAAGCUUGAGGCAAAACUUCAUGAUGUUGAGGUUGAAUGGAAUGGUGGGUCAGAGACAAAAGAUGAAAUCUUGGAGAGGAUACUUCAAAGGGAAGAAGCGACCAUCAAGCGGGAAAGGGCUUUGGCAUAUGCCUUCUCUCAUCAGUGGAAAGCCGAUGGUAAGACUCAAUGGCUGGGGAGUUAUGAGCUAGGCAACACUAAUUGGGGUUGGAGCUGGAAAGAGCGUUGGAUUUCUGCUCGGCCUUGGGAAGUAAGAUAUUCAGUGACACCUAAGAAACCAAAGAGCUUAAAGACAUUAUGCAAAAGUGAGACAAACUCAAAUUCACCAGCAAAGAGAGUAAUGUCAUUAUCAUCAGUUCCAGCCAAAGCUCCAUCCUCAGGAGCUAGAAACGCAGUGAAACCACGGAGAUUGUCGUUUCCCGGUGCGUGAAGCGAAGUUAACUUUGUCUGCGUCUAAAGAGUAUACACGUACACUUGAAGAUUGAGGGUAUAUUUAUUUGGUCUAUGUUCUGUCUCUGGUGUGAUGUAAAUACAUGUAUUUGUUAUGUAGACUACAAUGGUUGUUCUUGUUUGUUUAAUACAUGCAUUUGUUUGUCUCUCA
Molecule: messenger RNA, 1383 nt
Organism: Capsella rubella
Lineage: Eukaryota; Viridiplantae; Streptophyta; Magnoliopsida; Brassicales; Brassicaceae
Product: protein IQ-DOMAIN 1
Exons: 6
Coding region: 400-1212 (270 amino acids)
Molecular function (GO): protein binding
Source: RefSeq, a predicted model, not a curated record